AUGGACAACCCAAGCUCCGCCUCCGACGACAACGUUAUAAUGGACGCUGAAAAUGAUAGUGAAGUUGAGGAAGAUGAAGUGCCAAAGUUUGAAAUAAAAUUAAACCACGAAGCCAAGCUUAGAGAAUUACUGCACAAAAUAAUUUCAAACGAGGUUAAGUUGUGUAAAGACGGAACGAAAGAGUUUAUCAAGUUACUAAAAAGUGAGUCCGGGGGAGAAUUGCUUCGUGUUUAUGUACAAAUAUCGUCCAGUUUUACGGAACUUCUAAGUGCUUGGAAGCUUAGGGCAGGGAAAGAUGGAAUGUCCUAUGUAAUAUCGUUGAUUUCGGCGAUUUUCAGUCAUUCGGAGGGAAAAUAUAGGGCUAAUGAUAAACAGAGGAUGUUUGUUAGUAGGGCUCUUGAUAAGUUUGCUCAGUUGAUUGUCCAAGAGAAAAUGGAUGGUGUUUGCAAGGAGUUGAACAGUAAAGACGGGAAGCGUGAAAAGGCAGCGCUUUUGUUGAUCGCGUCAAUCGUUAGGCGGGGGUCGGGUUUGGCUUCGGAGGUUGCAAAGAGUUUUGAUUUUAAGCUUCAGGGGUUUUUGAAGCUUGCGGAGUAUAAGAAGAGGCAAAAAAAUGAUAAGAGAAAGAAGUCUACUAGAAAGGCGUUUGUUGGGUUUGCUAUGUCGUUUUUGGAGGUGGGGAAACCAGGGUUGUUGAGGUGGGUAUUGCAGCAAAGGGAGAUGUAUUCGGGUGUUCUUCGAGGACUUGGAAAUGAUGAUGACGAGACUGUGAUUUAUGUUUUGUCCACAUUGAGUGAUAGAGUGCUUACUGAGCAGUCAUUGGUGCCUCCGGGUCUUAGGAGUGUUCUCUUUGGGAAUGUUACUUUGGAACAGUUAGUCGGGAUUUCUGGUAGGGGGGAUGGUGGAGAUGCUGCCGAGUUGGCACACAAGGUGUUACUUAUGGUUUGUACUGAUCCUAGCAAUGGAUUGAUGCCGGAUAUGGAUAGACACCCAUAUCCACUAAAGGGUAAUCCAAAGAGACUCUUGGGGCUCAUGAAGAAGCUAAAGGCAGCAGACAUUGGCUAUCACAGAGACUUGCUCUUAGCUAUUGUUAGGGGAGGCCAUCUUUUGGCUCAGCGUAUUUGGAGGAUUUCCCUUACAACCUUGAAGAUUAUGCUUCACCUUCCUGGUCAGAUUUCUGCUUACAGGUUUUCUACUGUUUCUCUGGCAGCAAACUUAGUUUCAUCAGUGGGUGUCGGCCUUCAUUUUGGUUUCCUUGAUUCGCAAUCUGAUGGUUCACCUUCCUUUGAUAGCGUGGAUGUGCAGAGUAUCAUUAAUUGCAUAGCUCCUCGUCCAUUCAGCAGAUCAGUAAUCAAUAAGGGGUUACUUCACUCAGAUUUUCUUGUAAAGAAUGGAACUUUAAGACUUCUUUUGAAGGGACUGAAACUGUUGGAUUCGUUCAUCAGAUCUAUUAACCUUUCCUGUUCUAGGAAACAAGAUUCGCAUAGAUGGGCAUCUCUUAAGCAGGAAAUACAGAAUGAGAUUCGAACUUUGCUUCCUGAUCCCCAAGUUUUAUUGACCUUGCUUUCUUCAUUAGGCAGCCAUGCUAGAACCGAUGAGAAAUGUUUGAAAAGAAAAGCAGAUGAAGAAAAUUUUGUUAAACAAAGAGGCAAAAGAAUAAAGAAACUGAAAACAGAAGCUUUGGAUGAGGAGAUGGACAUUGUCGUUGCUGGAAUAAGUUCAGCUCUUGAUGUCUCUUUGCCUGGGGAGAGCGAACCUGUUCCAGAUGCGAAGGCAUCAGAGGAGCCAGACAGUGGAAAGGAUUUUAUGAAUCUUAUACUAGAGCUUUGGGGUUCUGACCUGUGCUCUUUGCCUGUUAUUACACUGAAGGAUGCAGAGAUGUUUUUCCACGCUAAACUGCUUGAUGCUCUCAAAAUUUAUCUUCUGACAAUGCCUACUACUUUGGAGGGAUCAUUUGAGUUUUUUAUGAGCCUUCUCAGCAAUCCUUUAGCAUUACCCACUGAUCUGCAGGGCUCUCUAUUGUCUCUUCUAGUUGAGUACAUUAAAUGGUCUCCAACAAGUGGAAUUGCUAUUAGAACUCCGCCACUGAUGUACAAGCAACUACAGACCUUUAUUAACUUACUGAUUUUUUCAUCCAUUGGUGACAUAAAGGUUCAGGCAUAUGACCUGGCAUGGGCAGCUAUGUCAAGUACCGGUGCAUUUGACAGAAACAUACAGGAAAUUGUUGCGUGGUUCUUCUUUUUACCUGGUUACACCGCAUUCAGAUCAUCUUUUGAGGUCCAAGGAAUAGAAGCGUCACAGAGUUUGUCAUCAGUUGUCAUCUCAUUCUUAUGUGAUGCCAUCUCUACCAUUGGGAAUAACCUAUUCAAAUACUGGGAUGCUCUUAGGAGUUAUACUUGCUCUUUGAAAGAAUUUAAAGAUGUAUCACUGGAUUUUAGCCCUUUCAUCAUGUGUAUCUUGCAGAAGUGUGUAAGGUUACUCAGUUCUGAAUCAGGAACCUUUUCAUUGCCUGAAAAAUCAACAAUAUCAGUAUAUGUGUGCAGCACAUUGAAGUAUAUUUUGCAAACCCAGGUAGAUGCGGGCUUAUUAUCUGCUUUGAUUAGGUCAGUUUUGUCUGAGGGGCUUACGGAUUACUGUCCUUCAAUUGAUGAUCGUGAGGUUUUCUUCUGUGAGUGGAGGCCAUUGAAGAACUUAUUGCUCUUUGCAGAGAGUAUAUUGAAUAAACGAGCUUGCUGCCAUUUUUCCAUUGACCAAAAAGCUAUGGCCACUGAUGGUUCUUUUACAGAGACACUUGGGGAAGUAAGGAAUAUUGUUGAGAGUGGGCAUGGCGGUGAAAGGGCUGGAAUAUUGAAAGCUCUUUCUUCUUCAAUUAUAUGUAUAUCAUCCAAUGAGCUAUUAAAGAACUUUCCGUCAGUUUUGAUAACUUUUCAACGCCUUCAAGUUCCUGACUCAUUCUUGUCAUCGAUAAUCUUUCUUGAGCAGAGUUUUCUUGCUGGUGUUUUGAAGAUGUGGCCUGAAGUGUUCUUUUCUGGUCUAGAAAUGGUUAUAUCUAUGAUUAGUCCUCAAGGCGCAAAUGGUGAUGCUUCUACUAAAGAAACAGCAGAGCAUGUGGAAUCUGAUGUUAGUGAAUCUUCAGCAGCUGUUGCAUUUAGCCUCUUUCUUAGGCAGGUGCCUUUUCAUGUGCUAUUUCCUGCAAUUAUGAGCAUCAAUCUUCCUUCUUUAUUGGAAUCUUCAAAGAUAAAAGAAUUGCUUUUGGCAAGACUAUCCGAGUCAACAAGUGAUUCUGUUAUUUCUCAUUUGCACCUUCUUCUAUUUUGGUUUUAUCAGAUAUGGUCAUCUUAUAGAAUUAAACCAUUGCCUGAACUUGAACAGCUUGCUGAAAUUUGCUAUGUUCUUGUGAAGCACAUCCUUUCUCGAUCAUUGGCUUUGAAGCUUGAUUCUCCAAUGAAUGCAGGGGUUCCUUUAUCAGCAAAUAAUGUUGGAGACGUGGCUGAGACCAUUUUCUGUCAUCCUGCAGUGUUAGCAUCUUUGGUUCAUCCUUUGAGUUGUAAUGGGGAUUUCGCUGUGGGAAAAUUUGGGGAAAGUUUGGAGGCAAUCCUUUGUUUUUCUGGACAGGCAGUUCAUAAAAUAGAUCAUCAUGUCUUGGAUAUGUUAACAGCAACUUUUGACGAGUUGCUUCCUCUGUCCAGUGGGCAGCAUCAUUCUACACUUGAAUUUGAUGGUGGUUCUAGAAAACUACUUGUGAAGGCUUUCAACAGUCUGGUUGAGAGGCUAUAUCUGGAAGUUAGGGACAAGUUUGAUCAGUGCAUCAGUACAGAAGAUCCACUGCCCCUUCUCCCAUCAUUUUAUGCUUUGCAUGCUUUGAUUCGGUUUAUAUCCCCAUUUGAGCUUCUCAAAUUGGUCCAUUGGAUGUUUGGUAGGGUUGAUGUGAGUGGUUUGAAUGUUCGGAAAUGUUUCGGGAGAUCAGCUCUUUCGGUUGGUCUUUGUAUUGCUGGCGAUGCUUUUGACAUUUUGUCUGCUUAUUUGCAGCAAGCUAUGACAACAAGCAUGCCAUUUUAUAUGCUUUGGAAAUUGGAAGAGAAAAAUUUUGAUUUUAACCUGAUUGAGGAGAUCUAUGUUCAAGUGUGUAAGUUUGCCACUGAUUUUAAACAUGAUUCUGUGCAUGUUUGUUUGCUGAAAGCUGUUAAUGCUGCCUACAAACAAAAGUACAUGCAACAUGGCAUCCUUCAUCCAUUAAGCUUGGUAUUGUCAAGGAUUAUAAUGAGCACUCCUCUAGAAAUAGUUUCUCAAUGCAUUUACCGUACAAGCAUGACAAAAGCUAAAUUGCUGUCUCUUCUUGUUGAGAUGAGCCCUCUGCAUCUGUCAGUCUUCGGGCAUUUAUUUUUUGGGAUUUUGGAUGAAGAUUUCAAUCUGAAUGUAAUGAAAGUGGAAAAGACUUUUGAUUCAGCUCUUUCAAAUAUGGAUUUUCUUAUGCUUCUACCCACUGCUUUGUCAUACUUAAAUUCAGUUCUCAUGAAAUUCGAAAAGCAGCAAUACAAGCAGUUUACGAUUAUACCUUCUUUCUACUCAAAAUUGCUAUUAAAUGGUUUCCGUCACUGGAAGAGCUUUGUAUCUGGAUAUGCUUUUCAGGAUAGUAAUAAUGCAUUCUUGCCGUCAUCCAUUGAAGAACUUCUCAAUCUUGUGGAUAGUAGUCUUCUUGGAAAGGCAAUUUGUAUGUUACGACACCACUUCACCAUAAGUGGAGAUAUGAAAUUGAAGGAGCGGUUGAAGCUUUUUAAUUCCAUUGUAACCUGUUCUGAUACACAUAUUGAGCUGCUAGAUUGUGAUGUUGGUGAAAUGGAAUUUUGUUCUCGUAACCAGUCAUUAAACCUUGUUAAUAGAGUUGUUGCAAAAAUAUCAUUUUGUCGGAUGUUGUUAUUUCCAAAGGACAAUCAGAUUGCUUUUCUGCCAAAAGAAGCAGUUGAGAACUUGAAGGAAGUUUCUUCAGAAAAGGUUUCUAACAAGGAGGGUCGAUCAAGGAUGAGGUUGUUACAGAUUUUGGUGGAUACUUGGCAAUUCAUGGUUAAGAAAUUCCCUUCAGUUUCAAAUGGUUCAGUGAAAGAAAAGAUCUCCGAUUGUCUGCAGUUAUAUAGAUACUUGGAACUGUUCAUUUUUAGAACCAUUUUUGAAUUAACCAUGGAGAUGCGUGGGGAUAUUAUCCUAUUGGAAUCCAUACCCUUCCUUGAACAGUUGAUGAGAUCUUCGCUUCUCUAUCGGUUUGAGGAUCCAACAACAUUGAAAAUUCUUCGCAGCAUUUUAGUUUUGCUGUCAGAGGGAAAAUUUUCACGUGCUCUAUAUCUUCAACUGCUUGUUGCUCACUCUCAAUUUGCUUCUACCAUUCAGUCUGUCACUGAAUCAUUUGGUGGUCAGACAGGUGCUUUUGUUAAGCCCAUGUCCAGCAUUCUGAGAUCACUUGUUAUCCCUCAUACCAAAAGCAGUUAUGAUUUGCGAACAACUGAGCUGCACAUGAAGCAGUUGGAAAUUGUUAAGUUACUUAGAACACUACUUCGAUUAAAUCCUCAUCAGAGCGGUUUUGAUUCUGAAAACGAUAUUGGCAUAAAUCUUAAAGAAUUGCAUUUGUUGCUUCUAUCAUCUUAUGGUGCAACCCUCAGUGAAACUGACUUGGAGAUAUACAAUCUGAUGCUUGAGAUUGAGUCAAUUGAUAAUUCUGUUGUCGAUGAUGUUGCUGAUAUGGAUUACCUGUGGGGAACUGCUGCUUUAAAGAUAAGCAAAGAACGGGUGCUAGAACAGGAAACAUAUGAUGUCAUGACUAAUAAAGAGCAUCGGAGAAGUCAAUUUAGGGAAAAUCUUCCUGUUGAUCCCAAGAUGUGUGUAACAACAGUGCUACAUUUUCCCUACGACAGAACUGUAACUGACGGAUCUUUAUCCUUGGAUAGGCUUCAACUAGACAAUCUUAAGGUUAUAUAUGAGAGACAUGUUCCUGCUGUUGAAAACAUACAGCGAUAUGAUCCUGUUUUCAUAUUACGCUUCUCAAUUCAUGCUUUGUCGAUGGGUUACAUUGAACCUGUGGAGUUUGCUGGUUUGGGGUUGCUUGCGGUUGCAUUUGUUAGCAUGUCUUCACCUGAUGUUGGGAUGAGAAAAUUGGGUUAUGAAUUAAUUGGGAAAUAUAAGAAUGUGAUAGAGAACUGCCAAAAGAAAAAAGAUGUAAUGCGACUCCGUCUCCUGUUGACAUACUUGCAAAAUGGAAUUUCUGAGCCAUGGCAGAGAAUUCCUUCUGUUAUAGCACUUUUGGCUGCAGAGUCAUCUUUCAUAUUGUUAGAUCCUUCACAUGAUCAUUAUACAACCUUAAGCAAGCAUUUGAUGCAUUCAUCUAAGGUGAACAUGAAGAGCAUACCAUUGUUUCAUGUCUUUUUCCAGAGUAACUCAGUUAACUUCAGAAUGGAGAGGCUCUGGAUGCUUCGCCUAGCAUGUGGAGGGCUGAAUUUAGAUGACGAUACUCAAACGUUUAUUAGGAAUUCCACUAUUGAGACUCUAUUGAGUUUUUAUUCUUCUCCUCUUUCAGAUAAUGAGUCAAAAGAAAUAAUUCUUCUGACAGUGAAGAAGUCGGCUAAAUUGCACCGGAUGGCUCGUUACCUUGUUGAACACUGUGGUCUGUUUCCGUGGUUAUCAUCUGUUCUCUCAGUCUACAAAGCAAUGCUGCAUGAAAAUGAAAUAAAAUUUUUCUCAAGGCAGUUGGCUGUUGUCAUAGAGGUUAUCAGUGAUGUUGUUUCAUCCAGAAACAUUGUUGAAUGGUUGCAAAACUAUGCUCUCGAGCAGCUAAUGGAACUUGCAACUCAUCUUUACAAGCUCCUAGUUGCUGGCUCGAAGUCGAUGAAGGAGAAUGUCGCAGUGGUUAAUUCAGUUCUGCAUAUAAUGCUGACAACAUUAAAAAUAUCCCAAAAAAGGAAAAUAUACCAGCCACAUUUUACCCUAACAUUUGAGGGCUUAUUCCAAAUUUAUCAGGCUUUGGAUGUAUUCAAUACCACAAGACCUAGUGCAAGUUCGGAGUUUGGGCUUAAAGCAAUUCUUAUGGGUUCUCCUCGAGUUGACAUUUUUCACAUGAAUCAAGAAAAGCUUUCAAGUUUCCUUCUGUGGGCAAUCUCUACUGCCAUGAAACCUGAUUGCAGCCAAAUCUUUAAUGUUAAGGAUUCUCGUGUUAAUCUCACAAUCAACUUGGAGGAAACACCAUCGGAAGAGUCUUUGAUAUCAAAACUUCUGCGUUGGCUUGUUGCUUCUGUAAUUCUUGGAAAGCUUUCUUGGAAACUUGAUGAUGUAAACGCCAAACUUUCUGAAAAAUCAAGUUUUAAAACUUUGCAAAGCUUAUUGGAAUAUGUUGAAAAAGGAUGUGGAGAAGUCAACAGAUGGGGAUUUGGUUGUGAAGAGGUAUUAGCUUCAUCAAUGUUUUACCUUCAACAGCUUCUUGGCAUGAAUUUCACAGUGCUUCCUUCAGUUGUGUCUUCACUAUCUCUUCUACUUCUUUGUGGCACCUCCAAAUUUUCAGAUUUCGCACUUGGUGAUAGGGCUUCUGUGCUGUCACUAUGGUCGAAAAUUCGUUGUCCAACUGAAGCUAAUCCUGCUUGGAGAUGGUCAUUUUACCAACCAUGGAAGGAUCUUUCAUCUGAACCGAGUGAAUCACAGAAAAUGGAUGAGCAGCAUGCUUGUCAAUCUCUUCUAGUGACGAUCUCAAAUGUUCUUGGAAAUAAAUCAUUAGACGAUAAGCAGGUGUUAUCACAUCAAGAUGUAGAGAAUUCUGGUCUUUUUAAAUGGGAAAGGAGUAUAACAGAAGCUGAAUGA
Molecule: messenger RNA, 7830 nt
Organism: Dovyalis caffra
Lineage: Eukaryota; Viridiplantae; Streptophyta; Magnoliopsida; Malpighiales; Salicaceae
Source: the annotation of a GenBank genome assembly